This is a messenger RNA of Nymphaea colorata (pocket water lily), 1499 nucleotides long. Its product is annotated as kunitz trypsin inhibitor 5-like. The transcript has a single exon. The record is from RefSeq and is a predicted model, not a curated record. Gene Ontology annotation, molecular function: endopeptidase inhibitor activity. Lineage: Eukaryota; Viridiplantae; Streptophyta; Magnoliopsida; Nymphaeales; Nymphaeaceae. Bases 291 to 1142 code for a protein of 283 amino acids.
CUAGCCACUGUUUCUGAAAACCAUGACGGCGCGGACGGCGGAGAUUUCCGCACCCAUUAACCCUCCCCUCCAUCCACCGUCCAUCUUCAUCCGGUCGCGUCAUCAACGGUCCAGUAAAGGAACCUGACCUUUCAAAAACCACCCAUGGCUAUCCCCUUGUUUGUGGCAAGAAGAUUAAAAAACCUCGAUUUUGACUUCGACAAUGGCAGUAGGUGACAAAGCUUCACGGCAACUCGUUUACAAGGCCGGCUGCCUAUAAGAUAAGCGACCAUUCUCCAAUAAUUCAUUCCAUGGAGGAGCAGACCUCACCUCUCUGCAGAUUAAACAUGCUCCAUAACGCAGGAACCAUGUUGCAGAAGACCCUCUUCCUCAUCCUCGCCGGGGGGAGAGAAGGGCUCGCUAAGAAGAGCAGCAGGAAGCCGCAAUCGCCGAGGUGCCAAUGGACGCCGCGCGGCUGCAUCAAGAGGAGCGCUUCGGGGAAAGCGGGCAAAAGGCCCGAGCCUGACACCAGAGUACUAAGGAGCACCAUAUUGGCCGCGGUCUUCUCGCUGGGGGUUCUCUUCCUCGUCUCGAGAGGCGCCCUCGGCCGGGAGACCCGCCAGCCGGUGCUUGACCUCGACGGCAGGCAGCUCAACUCCGGCGCGCGAUACUACAUGGUGCCGAUUCAGAAGGACCGCCUCCGCGGCUUCUUCUCCGGCUCCCGCAACGGCACCUGGUGUCCCAUGUACGUCAAGCAAGCGCCGCCCGCCUUCAGCGACGGCAUACUCGUGAACUUCGCGCCGGUCGACGGCGCGAAGACGGUUCGGCUCUCGACGGACCUCAACAUCGAGUUCUACGAGUCGAACACCUGUCCGGAGAAGCCGGUGUGGACGUUGGCUCCGGUGGACAAGGUGUCCGGCCAGCGGUUCGUGAGGCUCGGCGGGAUGGUAGGAAACCCGGGGCCCGCCACCACCAACAACUGGUUCAAGAUAGAGAAAGAUGGCGACAACUAUAAGCUAGUGUUCUGCCCCGGCGUCUGCGAGACAUGUCGACAGGAGGACGCCGUCUGUGGAGAUCUCGGCGUCUACCGUGACGUCUAUGAUCGGUGGCUGGUCUUAGGUGGCCGCCCCCUGACCGUGAAAUUCAAGAGGUUCCGGCGUUGAUCGGACGCCGAUCAAUCACGCUGUCUUGUAUAGAUUAAAAUUCCUCGAGUCCAAAGUAAUUAAUUGUGCAAUCCAGUUCGACGAAGAAGAAGUUCUGGUAUAUAUAUUCGAUUACCGUGAAAUGAUGAGAAGCACCUCGUUGAAUCCACAGGCUGCAAAAUCUUAAGGGAUCUUGCUAGUGGGGGCUUAUCGAUGUACAGCGAGUACUGUGGGAGCCUCUCUUCGUUGGCCUCACGCAGAAAAACAAAAGGUAAGGUGAAAGGCAGAGUGCUAUUGUAAUGGUCCCAUGGAAGGAAGAUUGGAUUUUUCUUUCUCUGGACUUUGUUCCCUUCUUCAUCUAUUCACACUUAUUCUUUA